AUGGAAAUAAUUUAUAAAAUUUAUGAAGAUUAUCAUCCAAGUUUUGAAUAUAUUAAUCCCAUAUGUAUUUAUUUCUUAAAUACGGUCUAUAAUGUCGAAAUACCAUCAAAAUUCAUACAAGAAUCAAUAUCUUUCAAAGAUUCAAAUUACAUUUUGGAUGUUCACGAGCCAAGUACUGUUUUCAGAGCAAUUAUGGACGAUAAUUUCGAAGAAUUCGUCAAAUGCUCUGAGAAAGAAGACUUCCAAGACAAUGAUAUCAUAACAAACUUAAUGUAUCCUGAAGAAGAAAUGAGUUUGAUUGAACUUUGCACUUAUUACGGUUCUUCAAAUUGUUUCAAGCUUUUGAGAUCAAAAUUUCAGACAAAACUCACAGAUUCUUGCUUAAAAUAUUCAUUUUUAGGUGGCAGUUCAGAGAUUAUUAAUGAAUGCCUAAAGUAUUGCACACUUUCCAAUGAAUGCAUGGAUUUCGCAAUAAUCUCCCACAAUGUUGAUUUUAUUUCAUUUUUACUACAAAAGCAAUUGACAAUCAACUUGUUCAAUUGCAGUUGUUUUAAUAAUUUACAAGCAUUUUUAAUAUUCUUUGAUAACUGUGAUGAUUUGAAUUAUUGCUUUUCUUUUUCAUCCCUUUUUGAUAUUCCUUCUCUUUGUCAAUUUUUCAUCGACAAAGGAUGCGAUAUCGAUGCAGUUGAUGAAAUGCUACAAACUGCUCUGUUUAAAGCAGCAUCAAUUAAUGCAAUAGAAGUUGCAGAAUUACUUAUUUCUAAUGGUGCUGACGUUAAUUAUCAAAAUGAAUAUCAAGAAACUCCUAUUUUUGCAGCAGCAUCAAGGAAUCAUCAUGAAAUGGUUAAAUAUUUGAUUUCAAAAGGUGCAGCAAUUAAUGUUACCAACGAAAAUGGUGAGUCUGCAUUUCAUGUUGCAAUACGGUUCAAUUGCGAAAAAGUUGUCGAAGCAUUUAUUGAAAAUGGUUUUGAUCCAACUACAAAAUUUGAUGAUGAAACACCCAUGGAAAUAGCAGCUGCAACAGAGGCAGUUGAUGCUCUGAAAGUUCUGAUUUCUCAUGGAGCUGAUUUCAAUGAAGUAAAUGAAAAAGGAAUGAAUUUACUUCAUACAUCCGCAAUUACUGGUUCUGAAAAUAUAACGAAAUUUUUAAUAAAGCACGGUUUAGAUGUAAAUAAGCUUGACAUUCAUGGAAACUCAUCACUUAUUUAUGCAAUUGAAGGUAACCAUGUUGAUACUGCUAAAAUACUCAUUACUUCUGGAGCUGAUAUCCAUAUCAACAACAAUAAUAAAGAUAAUUUGCUCCAUAUUGCUGCAAAAUCAGAUUGCAUUGAUAUGUUUAAAUAUUUAGUUACACUUGGACUAAAUAUUGAUGAGAAAAAUGCUGAUGGGAAAACUCCAAUUGACAUUGCAAAAGAAAAUGAUUUUGAUGACAUAAUAUCAGUGAGAAACUAA
Molecule: messenger RNA, 1452 nt
Organism: Trichomonas vaginalis G3
Lineage: Eukaryota; Parabasalia; Trichomonadida; Trichomonadidae
Product: spectrin binding
Exons: 1
Coding region: 1-1452 (483 amino acids)
Molecular function (GO): protein binding
Source: RefSeq, a predicted model, not a curated record